AGAAGCAGCGCUCAAGUUAGAAACAGUGUAAUUAAAUACAUGUGUAUAUUCAUUUCUUUUAAUCCUAGAAUUGAAUAUGUAUAGGAAGAACUCACAGGUAUCUUUCAGAAAACAAGUGAAUGGUGCUGUUCUCUCACAAUGUUUUGGACUGAUUUGUAGAAGUUGUGCUUCAAUCUAAAUGCAUGUGCUGAAUUGACUUAAGAUCCCCAGGUAAAUGCAGUACUUACAUGUUUUAGUAGUUUCUUUCACAUGAGAUUCAGACUCUCAGCCUGGCCCUGCCUGAGGAGAAAAGAACUGUUUCUCUUCCUCGCCUGUUGAGAUCAUGCUGACACACAGCAAUGUGAAGUAGUUACUGGAAGCUGGUGUGCAAGCCCCUGCAUCCACCUAACAGCUGGUGUGAGUCCUGGGAACAAGAAAUUGUCACCAAGAUGACUUGACUUCGUUAGCUAAAAUAUAACUAGUGGGCUAAAAUUUGACCAAGACAGCGGUCAUUAUUGAUAGCAGGUGUGGAAGCUCCCAUGGCACUAACAUCUGUCUUAUGUACUUACUGAAAAAAUCUGAGCUCCUGCAUCUUUACCAGCAGCAGCCUCCUUGCAGGGGAUGGAAGUGCUCUUAGUGCCUUUGUGGCACAGGCGGUGCGGUAACCUGCACAGCCCAUGGCAGGACACAGAACUAGGAUGGGCUUUUCCUUCUCCGCCUGAGGACAUCCCACCUGCUGAAGUAAGUCUGGCAGUCAUUCCUCCUGCAGAGACAAGUUGUUUAUGCACUCAUCAGCCUGCAGCAGUGCCUCUAUAUGCUGCCCAUGUUGCUGUAGCGCUGUUGGCCCCGUAAGCCCCGUGACCAGCCCAAACGGGCAGCCUUGUGUUCCCUGCUGCCUGCCCACCACUUUCCCUCCGUGGGAAGAAGCAGACUGUGGCAGUGCUCCUUCAUGUGCUGCCCAAACCCAGCACGUAGCAUUGGAGUGCUGGCAGGGCUGAGGUUGCACACUGCUGGCAGCUGCAGGGCUGUGGCCCCGGGGCCGCCCACACCGCUAAUGCCACGUGUCGCAGGCAGCCAGCUGUGACGAGGAGGGCAGUGGGGCUGCUGCUGCCUCCUCAAUUGUCGCAGCGCCUGCUGGGCAGACUUCCAACAGCGUGUCCUGUGGGCUGUGCUUCAUGUGAGGGUCCUGCAUCCCUCACAAGCUCCUCGUUCCCAGGCAUCUCUGUUGGUGGACCCUGGCCCAGCCCUGAGGGCAGGCAGUGCCCUGGCUGCUGCCAUGGAUGCUGCCAUGGAUGCUGCUGCUACUCCUGGCUUCUUGCGGGUCUCUGCCAUGUCCCCCUUUGGGCUCUAGGUCCUUCUCCACAGCUGAUGACAGUGCACACUAAUACUUAAUGUUCUGGUGAACAUCUACUGAAACAUGAAGGCCAAAGCCAAAGGGAAGAAGAAAAGGCAUACAGCUGAUAAAGAAGCCUUUUCUGAGGAGUCUGCAAUGAGAAAAAAGGAACUGGUGAAAUGCCUGCGGCACACAGAGAGGAAGAGUGGGGGAAGCAAGGAGAGCAGCAAGAUUGCUGCAGCCAGAGCCAAGCAUCCUUGGAGCAGUAAGGACAGACAUCUGAGGAGACUGGAAAGCAAUGAGCGGGAGAGGCAGAGAAUGCACAAGCUCAACAAUGCAUUCCAGGCCCUGCGGGAGGUCAUCCCUCAUGUGAGAGCUGAGAAUAAACUUUCCAAAAUAGAGACUCUCACACUGGCCAAGAAUUACAUUAAAUCGUUGACCUCCAUUAUACUCAAUAUGUCCAAUGGACACUGUCCAGCUGCAGAAGGGUUGGGGGGAUCCUGGGGGCCCAAACUGUACCAGCAUUAUCAACAGCAAUGUGGGGACGAUGAUCAUAGCCUCAGCAAAAAUACCUAG
This is a messenger RNA of Lagopus muta (rock ptarmigan), 1888 nucleotides long. RefSeq names its product basic helix-loop-helix family member a15 (gene BHLHA15). The record is from RefSeq and is a predicted model, not a curated record. Bases 1397 to 1888 code for a protein of 163 amino acids. The transcript has 2 exons. Gene Ontology annotation, molecular function: protein dimerization activity. Lineage: Eukaryota; Metazoa; Chordata; Aves; Galliformes; Phasianidae.